Messenger RNA from Vollenhovia emeryi, 2662 nucleotides. Its product is annotated as platelet-derived growth factor subunit A-like. The coding region runs from base 124 to 618 and encodes 164 amino acids. The transcript has a single exon. The record is from RefSeq and is a predicted model, not a curated record. NCBI's taxonomy places the organism in Eukaryota, Metazoa, Arthropoda, Insecta, Hymenoptera, Formicidae. Gene Ontology annotation, molecular function: growth factor activity. Gene Ontology annotation, cellular component: membrane.
UAGUAUAUAUCACUGAUUGGUUCAGUAAUCGAACGCGGUCGAGCCUCCGGGUCGGGAAUCCCUUUGAGCUUGGACUUUGGGUCCGCGUGAUUUCGCUUUUGGGGAGGCCGGCUAGAACCGACGAUGAAAGGCAGACCGAGGGGAUCGAUUUUAAGGUUCUUGAUUCUAAUUCUGACGACGGUAGAUCAGAUAAUGGUGGUAUUGACGGCUCAUCACGGCGGUCAUCAUCAUCGGAUCUCAAGGAGGAUCCACCUGCCGCGCGCGAUGGAAGCCUCGAAGAAGUUCCUCUGCAGAGAGCCCCAAUCGAGAGCCUACAAUUUAAGAGAUCUGAUACACAACAUGCAACCGAGCGAAAGCGUGAACCAGCCGGUGUAUAUUGUGGUGAAGAGAUGCGACAGUCACUCAGGCUGCUGCGUUAGCCCCGAUCUUAGCUGCGCGCCGGUGCAGUCGUCGAUCUAUCACGAGGAUAUGCAGGUCGAGGUAUGGAGUCUGCUGACGAAUAGCACGAGGAAAGCGUGGAUCAGGAUCGAGCAGCACGGCAGAUGCAGCUGCGAGAUUAGUAGUGUUAGUGAGAGAUUUAGGGAGGACACUCGGCCGCCUAGUGUACAGAUUCUUUGAUCCUCGAGGUCCUUCGGGUCUCGACGCUGGGUCCCAGAUUCAAUGCCGAAGCAGAAGACUGCAAGUGGAUCGGCCAGCAACCAAUUGGAUUUAUCUUGUAUUUCAAUGGAUACCAGCUGGAAGAAUAAUAAUGUGGAGUGUCAAUUGAAGUCGGUUAAUCAAGACUGGAACUAAUUUUUUAAGAUUUUUAUUUGUACCUUAAUUCUGUAAGAUUCCGUAAAAUUGCGCGUCGAGACUAGGAUCGAAACACUAGGAACGCACCAAGAACGUAAAAUGCACUGACUUGCUUACCAAGAAUUUUUAGCACUAUACAUACAGUGAAACAUUAGAAGAAAAACUGAUAUAAAGUGGAUCUACAAUAAAUGUUAGUGUUGAUAAUAAUUGAGACAGCCAUCAGAUAGAUUGUAGUAAGACAAAGUCUCUUUAGAACUUCAGUUCUAGCUCGCCCUAUUUAUCCUGUUUACAACUAUGUGACCACGGCGAGAGACAAGAAGUAAUAAGGUGAAAUUAGUUAGUAGACAUCAUGCAAACUUUGAUAUUUGAUACUAUGCAAAUUAUUUUAAUAAGCCUAAUUAAUAAAUUAAAAAUUGGUAGAAACAAUGACUGGUGGAAAGCUAACGAAGAAAAAUGUUCAUUAAGUGGUUGUGAUUAUGAGUUACGAAUUAUUGUCACAAAGAAUAGGUACUUCAAAUUAAAGAUUCUUCGGAUGACUGAUAAAAAAUGGAAGCGAACCUUCUUCAUGAGGUAAACUUACGGACUUUCAACGACUUAAAGAUUCCUUGUUUGGUUUUUCAGAAAAACAAAUUUAUCCUUCAAUAGAAAUAUAUAAAUAUCUCGUAAACAUUCAGCUUUAUCAGGGACAUUUAUUUUGCAAUAAUACCUGUCGGCGUACUUAAUAGACUUCAAACCGUGCCAAUUUUUUUUAAGCAAUUUAGUAUUGUAGGAUAAACUAAAAAAGUGCGAGAAGCCGCAUUAAUGCUCUUAACGCGAUGCAUUUCUUCUCGUAUAUUCCGAACAUACAGAAUGUUAUAUCACAAAUGAGUAUGUGUUAUACGAAAUGAGGCUUAGCAACGAUCCUAUUAUACAUAUUUUCGCCUGCCUCACAAAAUGUAAUCGUGCAUAUUUUUAGAUGUUAUUUUUAUUUUUACUUUUAAAUGUAAUAGUGCAUAAUUUUACACUUAUACUUUUAACUGACAUUGUGAUAAGAAGAUCAUAUCAAUUUAUAGCGAUAAUAGCAAGGUCUCGAAGUGAGACAUAUGUAAAAUGGCGUCAAUUAUUCUCUUCGGAUUCACAUUUGAUUUUUAACGGUUUUUUAUUUUUAACGAUUUUUAACGUUAAUUUGAUCUUUAUACAAAACUAAUAACAUCGCGUAACUAACACAGCCGCGUUAAAUAUAACUUCACUAUAUAUUUACUAAAUGCGAUAUCGUUUGUGCGUUGAAGGCAGAAGUUUAGUUAAACAAAGUCCAGACGCGGCGGAAAUAACUGCGUUUGUAUGUAAAUACACAGCUCUAUACAAUGAGCACGUGUCACAAAAUUAUAGGCGAGUACAUUAAGAUUCAAAAAUAAGAAAAAAAAGACUUCUUUGCGUCGUAAACGAUUCUUUUUACAAGUCAAUUUCUAUAGAUGUAAAUAGGCAGUGAAUUUUUAGAAAGUUUAUUUUAUUUAUGUAUUAAAUGAACGAGAUUAAGUGAAAAUCACAACUAUUAUGGCCAAUGUAAGGAGCGUUUUUACAAUUUAGUCCACAACACAGUAUUUCAAUACCAAUUUUAAAUUUAGCACAAUUUAAAAGAACUAACCGUUUAUUUGUAUUAUAAUUUAUUUAUUUAUUGAACGGAUAUCAAUGUAGAAUAAAUAAUAAGAGAAAAUCGCGAUCGGUGUAUCGAAAGGAUUCAACAGUAUUUCUUGUAGUACGUAAUUAGCAGCUAAUGACUCGAAUGUUAUUUAAUUUUUGUAUUAAUUAAUUUAUAUAUCGACUAAUUUAAGAAAAGCGAUGAAAAUGUUUAUAUAAAAAUAAAUUGCAGCUUUGACUAUUUUUAUACUAA